Messenger RNA from Helobdella robusta, 417 nucleotides. RefSeq lists its product as hypothetical. The transcript has 4 exons. The coding region runs from base 1 to 417 and encodes 138 amino acids. Lineage: Eukaryota; Metazoa; Annelida; Clitellata; Rhynchobdellida; Glossiphoniidae. The record is from RefSeq and is a predicted model, not a curated record.
AUGGUUUACUAUCUGCACGGUAAUGAUUUACCAUGCGGCACGACCAUAGUCUACUACCCGCACGGCUUCCGGACGGCAAAUGGAGGACUGGCACCAGUUUUGGAGGACAACGUAGGAACCAGACCGCAUUCAACAUUCUGUCUUUGUCGAUUGGACGACGUGUUUUCAGUACCCGGUCAAAUUCACUAUUCCAUCGGUGCGUGCCAGAUGAUGGUCGGUGCAAUGGAGUUGUGUCAACGACUGCCCUGGGAUGGGAAAGAGAAAAUUUCGGUUUCAUCCUCAAAAAUCUGGAACUCACUAGCUGCAGAUUUGAAGAAAUUCAACCACAUGAGCCAACAUGUUUUUAAGAAACGUUUGAAACAUCAUUUGUUUUUGACAUUCUUAAGUGGAACUGGCGCUUUUGAAGUUUCACAAUAG